AUGGAUUCAGAUAGUGAGAAUGAUGCCAGAGCUGUUGACUUUCUCCAGUCAUCAGAUGAUGACGAACAACCACAACAUUAUAUCCAAUUAUUGAUGUCGAUUGGAAAGAGACGAAUUAGGCAACUUCGUCGUAAUUCUGCGUUAACAGGACCAGAAUAUGUUUUAGAACAAUUACAUGGAUAUCCCAAAAAUUUGUUUGAAAUGUGUCGUAUGCAUCAAGACACGUUCGAAGCAAUUGUUCAGUUAAUUCGAGGCUGCAACCUACUGCCUUCUUCUAGUAUUUCAGCAGAAGAUUCUCUAAUGAUGUUCUUAAGAACGGUUGCUCACUCAGAUCGCAAUAGAGAGAUACAAGAUAGAUUUUGUCAUUCUGGAGAGACAGUACACCGACAUUUUGAUAAUAUGCUUACCGCAUUGUCUGCAUUAGCACCUCAAGUUAUAAAACUACCAAAUAUGAACAUUGUCCCCCCAGAGAUUCAACACAACCCUAAGUACUGGCCAUGGUUUAAGGAUUGUAUUGGUGCAAUAGACGGUACACACAUGAUGGUUGUCCCACCUGCACAUCAACAGACAGUCUACAGAGGAAGAAGACAUUCGUGUACUCAAAAUGUAAUGGCGGCAUGUAGUUUUGAUAUGCUAUUCACUUAUGUCAAUAUCGGAUGGGAAGGAUCAACUGCUGAUUCCAGAGUGUUAACUAAGAUUAUAAGAAAUCCAGAUGACCCAUUCGUGGCGCCACUCCCCCCAAAAUAUUACGUUGUGGAUUCCGGUUACAACAACACGCAAGGCUUUUUGGCACCAUUCGUGGUCAGAGAGAGGUGCUUUGGGGUCUUGAAAGCAAGGUUUAAAAUUCUUAGACAUAUGACCAAUUAUUGGAUGCCAAGACAAAAUGUUAUACCAAUUGCUUGUUGUGUGGUCCACAAUUUAAUUAAGAUGCACGCGCGAGAUGAUCCUCUAUUUAGACAAUAUGAGGUCGAUUUGCCCGUAGAAGAUAUUGAGGGAGAACAAGAAGGGCAACAGGAACAACAACAUGGUAUGGAUGCACAAGAAGCAGAAACAUUUGAAAUGAGUGGUCGGCAACAACGUAAUUACAUGGUUAAUUUAAGGGAUCAUCUAGCUAAUCAAAUGUGGGAUUUGUAUAAGUGA
Molecule: messenger RNA, 1140 nt
Organism: Morus notabilis
Lineage: Eukaryota; Viridiplantae; Streptophyta; Magnoliopsida; Rosales; Moraceae
Exons: 3
Coding region: 1-1140 (379 amino acids)
Source: RefSeq, a predicted model, not a curated record